AUGGGGGAAUCAUGCAGAAUUAUUUUCAAGAAACAAAAACUUAAACUUCAUUUCGCACAACAGAAUGGGAAACGUAUUAUCACCAUACAGCGUGACAGAACACGAAGUCAAGUUGCCCGGCAGCCGUGGCUAAUCAAAGGACUAGAGUUCGAUUCCAAAGUUCGUCGAUACGCUGGAAUUCCCUACGCUCUCCCACCCACAGGCGAAUACAGAUGGAAAAAGCCGCGUCCGAUUCCCAAAGCCUACCGCUAUGAAGACGGCCAUGGCAUUCCGUACGAUGGCAGGAAAUUCGGUCCAGUAUGUCCUCAAGCAAAAUUCGCUUCGAUUGCAGAGCAAGGGAAAUCAGAAGUGGUGUACAGCGAAGAUUGUCUGCGAGUGAACAUAUGGACGCCGGUUGUGAAGCCUGGAGAAGAGGGGAAGAAGUGGCCGGUUAUGUUGUGGCUGCAUGGGGGUUGGUUUCAGAUUGGCGAUCCCUCACAGGAGGCGAGCAUGGAUCCCAUAGAGUUGAUUUCCACUGGUGGACUUAAUGCGGUUUUUGUCGCCAUUGGGUACAGACUGAACAUUUUCGGGUUUCUGUCAAGCGAAGAGCUGAAAGAGGAGAGUGGCGAUGGAUCAGUAGGAAACUAUGGUCUCUGGGAUGAAAGACUCGCCAUGGAGUGGGUUCACGAGAACAUCUCUGCGUUUGGGGGAGACCCAAACAAUGUCACUUUGGGAGGGAGAAGUGCUGGUGCAUAUGGAGUACAUGCGCAAAUCCUCCACGAUUUCCGAAAGAAUCCUUCACCGGCUGCUGGCGAGUCCUUGUUCAAUCGUUUCUUGAUGUUUUCAAACGCAAUUCCCGCUCAACCACGACCACUUAAGGAAACACAGCCCCAAUUCGAAGAAGUUUGUGACCACUUCAAGAUAUCAAAAGACCUCUCUGGAGCUGAGAAGCUUUCUAUCCUGCGAAAGAUCGACGCAAAUGAUUUGGUCGCCGCGAUCAAGGACCUCGAGAACCACACUUUCCGACCAAUCACAGAUGAAGAUUUUAUCCUGUCGGGCAUGAUCGAGUAUCAACGAAGCGGAGAGUUCGCGAAAGAGUUCAAGAAGCGUGGAAUGAAGCUGCUGAUUGGUGAAAUGCUUAACGAAGAAAGUCUGUACUCGGUGUACAAUCCUCCAGAACCCAAUGAGGAAUCCCUUCGGCUGCAAAUCACAAAUUAUUAUGGACCAACAACAGCUGAUCGAGUGCUUCCUUGGUAUAAAGUGCCAACAAGCAACGAUAAGAGGGAGUGGUUGGCACUGUACGGUAGUAUAAUCUCCGAUGGCCAAGUUCGUGCACCCUCGAGGUUUUUGGUAAACUCGUUGAUUAAACACGGAGUCGAUGUCAAGGAUAUCUGGAGGUAUCAAAUCGCGUAUAGGAUGUCAUUCAUCGACGAGAAGACUGCACCAAUGGAAUGGGGUGUGACGCAUGCGAUGGACAGACCUGUUUGGAACUUUUCCAUACAUCAUGGUCCAACUCCCGAUGAGCGAGUUCUAUUGGAGGACUGGAUCCGUGACCUGGUUGCUUUUGUAAACGACGAAAAAGAUUAUUCGUACGGUACCAACAAGAUUGACGAGUUUAAAGUCAUGACUCCGGAAAAGAAGAUUGAAAUUCGGAAGGAUGCCAGAUGGUCCGAGUUGCUGAAGCUAGCUGACCACUUUUCUGGACCUUAA
Cadophora gregata is the source of this 1689-nucleotide messenger RNA. RefSeq lists its product as uncharacterized. NCBI's taxonomy places the organism in Eukaryota, Fungi, Ascomycota, Leotiomycetes, Helotiales, Ploettnerulaceae. Bases 1 to 1689 code for a protein of 562 amino acids. The transcript has 2 exons. The record is from RefSeq and is a predicted model, not a curated record.